AUACAUUUAAUGAAAAUAUUUACGAAAAAAAAUAAUUUGCCUUGCAGAUGACAAAACGACCGCUAGAACACAUCGACUCGGCUAUAAAACUUAAAACAUUGAAAUUGGACGACAACUAUGAGCCUAAAGAGGAUUCGAUUUUCGUAUCGUCCAGCCUCACCGCCGACGUGUCUGCCUCUCUUGUAUUCGACUAUGUGUUGUCGAAAUUCGUUAUCGAGCUGAGAAAAAACAAAAACGAAAGAGAAACCAGCGUAUGCUUAUCAGAACGCAACAUACAGGGCUUGAUAGAUAAACUGCCAAUGGCAAUAAAAAUUGCCGAAAAAUAUCAACAACGUCAGUCAUCGAGGUCGUUGGAUAUACCCUUCGAAAUUCCAGGGGAAGGGACAAACGAAAUGACGUUAAUGAUGAGCGUUAAAGAAAAUAAUUUCGGAAAGACAAGAAAGUUUCAAAUAGAUAUUCGCAAAUGUUCGAUGAUUGGCGACUCGAUCCGUUACACCAAGGAUGGUGUAAGAGUGGACCUGGACGAAGCCAAUUUAGUUUUUGACGAGCUCAAAAAAUAUAUUGAAAAAAUUGGAGGAGCGGUCAAGAAUUCCCAACAGCUACUUAAUACGGCGUAUUGUUUGUUGGCUGUUCAGAUGAUAGAGGUGAUUCACCAGGGGACAGAGUGCAACGGCUGCGCCACCGAACACCCUAGUCAGCGUGAACACAUGGGGACUGGGGGCUGUAUGCUGGAAUGGUCGGAUAAAGUCCAGCAAUCCUGGUUUACAGUUCAAGCAAUGAUUGAGGCACCAAGAGUGGUAGCCGUCUGCCAAUCCGCCAGUUCUCGCCUCCCAUCCGUGAACAGGAACUCAAGACCGAUUACAACCAAGGUGGAUGAAACCAAUCAGAGGAUGAAGUAGGAUGUAUAAUUGGCCACCUUUGAUACUGUGUGCCUUGACCAGUAUGUUCUUGAAACAGCAUAUACCAGAAUUGACAAUUAUAUGGCUGGAAACCCGGAAGAAAAUGAAGGAUUAUUCCAGGAACAGACAGCUGGUUAUCUGGUGUUGGGGCUAUCUUGGAAAGAAGUGAAGAGAUGUCUUACCAGCAUGUGCUGUAAAGCACAUAAGACAGUACUACCCAUCAGCACAAUUCAGUAGAUUUUGUGAUGGAAAUUUAACAUUUUCUAAUUGAAAAUGAUUUUAAGUGUAUUUGAUAAUUCAAGAUAAUACUGUGAAUAUCUUUUCCUUUUUAAAUAUGUUUUCAGAAGCAUGAAGAAAUCUUGUCAGCAAUGGACAAAACGAUUCAAUAUCAAAAGGAACUAUCUCAAGCUGCAGUUCAAUUCAAUUCAAACAACAAAACUAAAGACAUCCUAAGUGACUCCUUUUCAGAAAUAGCUAAAAUCACAUUGACUCCUUUUGAGAAUUCAAAAGAAAACGAUAUGAAAUAGGAACAUUUUAAACAUUUAUAUGUGUUGUUGUUUUUUGCUUUAUGUGUGUGUGUUUAAUGUUUUGAUUUAAAAGUAUCUUCCACUAA
Molecule: messenger RNA, 1512 nt
Organism: Mya arenaria
Lineage: Eukaryota; Metazoa; Mollusca; Bivalvia; Myida; Myidae
Exons: 2
Coding region: 48-899 (283 amino acids)
Source: RefSeq, a predicted model, not a curated record